This is a messenger RNA of Australozyma saopauloensis, 321 nucleotides long. RefSeq names its product mRNA splicing protein (gene SMD3). The record is from RefSeq and is a predicted model, not a curated record. Gene Ontology annotation, molecular function: RNA binding. Bases 1 to 321 code for a protein of 106 amino acids. The transcript has a single exon. Gene Ontology annotation, cellular component: U1 snRNP; U2 snRNP; precatalytic spliceosome. NCBI's taxonomy places the organism in Eukaryota, Fungi, Ascomycota, Pichiomycetes, Serinales, Metschnikowiaceae. Gene Ontology annotation, biological process: spliceosomal snRNP assembly; RNA processing.
AUGUCUGCCGGCAUCCCAGUCCGUCUACUAAACGAAGCACAAGGGCAUGUGAUCUCUUUGGAGCUCACCACUGGCGAUACGUAUCGUGGAAAAUUAGUCGAGAACGAGGACAAUAUGAAUCUAUCGUUGAGUGAUGUCACACGAACAAUAGGAAGAACUGGCCAAACAUCGCACAUGAACCAUGUAUUUGUACGUGGAUCGAUGAUACGAUUUGUGAGCGUGCCUGAUAUAUUACGUAAUGCUCCUAUGUUCUUUAUGAAACCUGGCGAGAAGCCACGGCCUCCAGUGAGAGGCCCACCUCCAAAGAGGCCUAGACACUAG